AUCUCAUUGGUACAUUGCUGUAAUUUGCUUCCCUUGGCUAGACGAAGUCGUUUAUGAAGACUCUGUGGGUCAGUGUUCGUUGCAGUCACCCAUUCACCAGUUUCCUGUUCAGCCUGAAAUGAAAAGUGGAACUGUUAGAACAGAAACUGUUUUGAUCUUUAAUGAUAACUCGAAUGAUAAAGAAGAAACUGAUAUAAAUAGCAGCCUACAGCCAAAUGAUAAUGGUCAACAUCAAAGGCUGUCUCCAACUUUGGAUUCCAGAAGUUCCCAAAGUUACUCAAGCAGUUCUGAAAUAAAGAAGAUUUGUAAAAGACCAUGUAUCCUUAUAUUGGAUUCCUUAAAGGCAAGUUCCAUACAGAAUACAGUUCAACUCUUGAGAGAAUAUUUAGAAGUGGAAUGGGAAGCAAAACGCAAAACACGUCGUGUGUUCAGCAAAUCAACAAUGGUGGAUUUCUGUCCAAGAGUCCCUAAACAAAAUAACAGUAGUGAUUGUGGAGUAUAUUUACUGCAGUAUGUGGAGACUUUCUUCAAGGAUCCUAUUGUUAACUUUGAACUUCCAUUGCACUUAGAGCGCUGGUUUCCUCGUCAGGUGGUGAAAAAUAAGCGAGAAGAAAUUAGAGACUUGAUCUUGCAACUUCACUUGCAACAGCAGAGCGGUAGCAAGAGCUAGCUGGACUGUUCUUCCAAUCUUGCAGAAGAAGAUUUAACCUUUAAAACUACUGGAAAUGCAAUCAGAAACAUUUCUGCCAUCAGACUGGCAAAGAGAGGGGGGGAAACCUGCAGAUAUUUAUAAAUUGCAUUUAUGUAAUUUUAAAGUCAAUAUUUAUUAUGAUGCUUGAUUGGAUUUUGAUUUGGCAUGUAAGUGGCGUAAAUGGGAAUGUGCUACAAAGACAGGACAUUUUAAAGCCCAUUUUCCAUCUUGCCAAAUAGAUCUGUAGCUCUUAUUGCUCAUCCUGCACAAGAGGGAAGCACUAAGAUGCCAUCUCAGAGAUGCUUCCUGUGUGACAUUUUUAAGUCUUACAAGUGCUGUAGAAAUCAUUCCCUUGCCUAUAUCA
Messenger RNA from Gekko japonicus, 1055 nucleotides. RefSeq names its product sentrin-specific protease 7-like. The annotation marks the transcript as partial. Gene Ontology annotation, molecular function: SUMO-specific endopeptidase activity. Gene Ontology annotation, biological process: protein desumoylation. Gene Ontology annotation, cellular component: nucleus; cytoplasm. NCBI's taxonomy places the organism in Eukaryota, Metazoa, Chordata, Lepidosauria, Squamata, Gekkonidae. The transcript has 6 exons. The record is from RefSeq and is a predicted model, not a curated record.